Molecule: messenger RNA, 2357 nt
Organism: Durio zibethinus
Lineage: Eukaryota; Viridiplantae; Streptophyta; Magnoliopsida; Malvales; Malvaceae
Product: BRCA1-associated RING domain protein 1-like
Biological process (GO): double-strand break repair via homologous recombination; positive regulation of transcription by RNA polymerase II
Cellular component (GO): BRCA1-BARD1 complex; BRCA1-A complex
Molecular function (GO): ubiquitin-protein transferase activity
Source: RefSeq, a predicted model, not a curated record
AAAAAAAAAGAGACGGUGAGUCGAGUUCUCGAAGAAUGAGCGAGUUGGGUAAGCAGAGCAGUAACAGAGCCAUGAACCCUUGGGUUCUUCAUCUCCAAAAACUGGGUCUCGAGCUCAAAUGUCCUCUCUGUUUGAACUUGUUUAAACGACCAUUGUUGCUCCCAUGCGACCAUCUGUUCUGCGAUUCAUGCAUAGCCAGAUCUAGUGAAUUUGGUUCAGAGUGCCCUAUUUGCAAAGCCCAAUGUGCAGAUCGAGAUCUCAGGCCUGUGACCUUCAUGGACAAUAUAGUGGGAAUCUAUAGAAGUUUGGAUGCUGCAUUUUCUACCAAUCUUUCUCAUUCUUUCGAAGAUGGGGUUGGCAAAAAUGAUAAAUCUGACAAGUGCAGCAUGCAAAAGUGUGGUACAGACAAAGGAUAUGAGACUCCUGGCAAAGGAGGGAUUGAAUGUAAUAGUUCUGGGAAAGUUGAUUUGCUACAACAUAUUUCCCAAAAGCAACUAGGGGUUUCUCUAGAGUCUGGGAAUGGGCAAACGAACAUGAACCAAUUGGAUCAAACAGCCUUAAGCCCUCCUUCCUAUGGUGAUACAAAGGGUUCUGACAAUGAUAGCAGUGAUCAUAGUCCUGGAAAUUAUCCAGCCAAAGGAAUGAGUAAAAGAAGUUUUGAUGAUAUGAUACGUCAAAAGAAGGAUGAUUCUGUUUUAGGAAUUGAUGAUCAUUUAUGGGAUUCCAAGAGACAGAAGAGGUUGAACUAUAGGCAAUUAGAUAUGGGUGUGAAAACCAUGGUUCAUUGUCAACCGGUUUUGCAAGCCCAAAACUUAGUGACUUCCAAUUGUCAAAUAGGUUCUCGAAAUGGAGCACCUCUAGCUGGUGUAGAUCUGCCAUCAGAUAACUUGAAUGGAAAUGAAGCAAUUUGUGGAUUUUGCCAGUCUUCUAGAAUCUCAGAAGCCACUGGACCAAUGCUGCAUUAUGCUAAUGGAAAACCAGUAACAGGAGAUGCAGCAUUCUGCUCAAACGUUAUACAUGUCCACCUUUUGUGUAUUGAGUGGGCUCCCAAAGUGUAUUUUGUUGGUGAAUCUGUUAAGAAUCUUAAGGAAGAACUGGCAAGGGGUGCACAGCUAAAGUGCAGCAGAUGUAGACUAAAGGGGGCGGCACUUGGCUGUUGUGUGAAGUCUUGCCGCAGAAGUUAUCAUUUUCCUUGUGCAAAAGAGAUUCUGAAAUGUCGAUGGGACCAUGAUGAGUUUCUUGUGCUUUGUCCUUCCCAUUCUUCAGUCAAGUUUCCAAAUGAGAAGUCUCGUAAUGCCCAUUCUUCAGUCAAGUUUCCAAAUGAGAAGUCUGGAAAUGUCCAUUCUUUAGUCAAUUUCCCAAAUGAGAGGUCUGGAAACUGUGUAUCUACUGAUCAUAGUGUGACAACUGAAAGCGGCCAUCUGAAAUCCAACAAAUUUUGGGGCCAGCCUGAUGAUAAAAAAGAAUGGGUGUUUUGUGGAUCUGCUUUGUCUCCCGAGGAAAAGUUUCUUUUGGUUAAGUUUGCAAAAAGUAUUGGUGUAACUGUAUCCAAGUUUUGGAAGCCAGAUGUCACUCAUGUGAUUGCUUCUACAGAUGAGAAUGGUGCAUGCACGAGGACACUUAAAGUUCUCAUGGCCAUUUCAAAUGGGAAGUGGGUUCUUAAAAUAAAUUGGAUAAAGGAAUGCAUGAAAGCUAUGUGUCCCGUGAAUGAAGAGCCUUAUGAAAUUAGUCUUGACAACCAUGGUUGUUGUGAUGGCCCUAAAACUGGCAGACUUAGGGCAUUGGAUAAUGCACCAAAGCUCUUUGAUAGCCUAAACUUUUAUUUUGUGGGUGACUUUGUGUCUGGUUACAAGGAAGAUCUUCAAAAUUUGGUUGUAGCCGCAGGGGGUGCUGUUUUGAGAAGAAUGGAGGAAGAACUAGUGGAACAGAAUAGUGGUGAUCAGGCAGUUCAAACAAGGAUGAUCGUUGUGUAUAACCUGGAUGUACCCAGAGGAUCUGAGUUAGGAGAAGAAGUUUCAAUUAUUUGGCAGAGAGUUGGUGAAGCACAAGAUUUAGCCACAAAAAUAGGAGGACAAGUCAUUGGCCACACAUGGCUUUUGGAAUCAAUUGCCGCACAUAAGUUGCAGCCUUUUGUCAGCUAACUAAAGACUGAUAAGUAAGUCAUUUUAGCUUGACAAACAACAAAUUUGUUAGCUAUGCUCUGUUCAGAUCUUGUCAUAAAUCUUUUUGCUGUAUCAUUGUAUGUAGUUGUGUAUGUCUUUGUAGUUUAGGUUUGAAUUUUUAUUGGACUAUUGUUGUAUCAUGAAUCUUUUGAGCUGGGUGCAUUAUAUGAGAAAGGAUAUUUUUGACGUCUAAAA